GUUAGUUUGAGUUAGGGUUAGAGGGAGGGGUUAAUGCUUGAGCUUCAGUUUGAGUGGCAGUUCAGGGUAAAUUGAUACAGUCGGACAGACAUCACAUCUGGAUCUCUGAACUUCUGUUAUCUGCAAGUAUCAUGUUGGUUUUACUUGCUGCCAUUUUCAUUCUCCACCUCGCCUGCAUCGCACUGCUGCUGGCCGCCACCAUCAACAAUGCCUGGUGGAUGACCGACAGAGUGUCCACUGAUAUUUGGGGUCGCUGGGUUUUGACUGAUGGAAAGUGGAACCUCACGGAUAUUCCUGCACAUUAUCCUGAAGAGUAUCUGCAAGCCGUACAGGCGACAUCUAUACUAGCGUGUAUAUUCUGCAUUCUGGGCCUGUUUGUGUUUGUGGCACAACUCUACACACUACCUAAAGGAAAACGCUUCCUGUUUACUGGAGCCUUUCAACUGCUUGCCUGGUUGUGUAUAGUGAUCGCAGCAUCUAUCUACACUGAUGUCUUCCAUAAACAGGAGUCAGAUGGUUGGUACGGAUCAUCAUUUAUCCUCGCAUGGAUCUCCGUUUGUCUCACCUUCAUCUCUUGUGUGACCUACUUCGUCCUGCGAAAGAAAACAGCAUAAUCACACAAACACACAAACACACACACAUCUACUGUACAACACACACGCACACACACCUGACAUGUUCUCACUCAUAGACUAAAUAUAAUACUUCAUUGCCACUAAGAAUUUGUCAUUAGUUUUUGUGUAGAUCUAAUAUAGUUUAACUCAUAAGCUGUUUAAAGUGUUUGUAGAUUUGAAACAUAUAAGAAAUGAUUUAUAAUUUAAUAUACUGUAAUUUUAUAUCAUAUGAUAUAUUGAUGUCAUGGAGCAUGUCACUGGAUUUCAGAAGAGACUUUAAUGUUAGUUUAUCAUACGGCUGUUGUUGUUUUGUCGAUUCAUGUUAUCUGACAUUAACAACAGACGAUCAUAUCUUAUGUAUGGUCUUCGGAUCAGAGGCGCUACCUUAAAAUCUGAAAACUUUCACUUAU
Molecule: messenger RNA, 1024 nt
Organism: Paramisgurnus dabryanus
Lineage: Eukaryota; Metazoa; Chordata; Actinopteri; Cypriniformes; Cobitidae
Product: epithelial membrane protein 2-like
Cellular component (GO): plasma membrane
Source: RefSeq, a predicted model, not a curated record